AUGACGGUGAGAGGCCCUCCUGCCGCAGGAGCAUUUAAAGAGAGACCAACCAAGCCCACAGCGUUCCGGAAAUUUUAUGAGCGAGGAGACUUCCCCAUUGCCCUGGAGCACGACUCGAGAGGAAACAAAAUAGCCUGGAAGGUGGAGAUUGAGAAGCUGGACUACCACCACUACCUGCCUCUGUUCUUCGACGGGCUCUGUGAAAUGACAUUUCCCUACGAGUUCUUCGCCCGGCAAGGAAUCCACGACAUGCUGGAGCACGGAGGGAACAAGAUCCUCCCUGUCAUCCCACAGCUCAUCAUUCCCAUCAAAAAUGCCUUGAACCUCCGGAACCGGCAGGUCAUCUGCGUCACCCUGAAAGUGCUCCAGCACCUGGUGGUGUCGGCCGACAUGGUGGGGGAAGCGCUGGUGCCCUACUACCGCCAGAUCCUGCCCAUCCUGAACAUCUUCAAGAACAUGAACCUGAACUCCGGAGACGGCAUCGACUACAGCCAGCAGAAGCGCGAGAACGUGGGGGACCUGAUCCAGGAGACGCUGGGGGCCUUCGAGCGCUACGGGGGCGAGGAAGCCUUCAUCAACAUCAAGUACAUGGUCCCCACCUACGAGUCCUGCCUGCUGAACUAGCGCGGGGACGGCGGGUCGCAGGGAGCCCCGGGGCCCAGGGCCCGCGCGUCCCGCCCUCGGUGGCCCCCUCCAGCUGCUGCAGCAGCGGGUCCGGCCGGGCCGCGAGCCCUGUUGGGGCCGAGCCUUUCCGAUACAUAAAUAGUGCCUGUUUCUUAGAUUACAACAGUGUACUGUGCUCAUUUGUCCCGGGAGGAGAAUCGGCUCCUUGUGCGGCUCGCACGGAACAGGAGUCCGAGCCCAGCCUCCCGUUGUGUAGACAAUAAACUGUAACUUUCAUACGCGA
Molecule: messenger RNA, 907 nt
Organism: Miniopterus natalensis
Lineage: Eukaryota; Metazoa; Chordata; Mammalia; Chiroptera; Miniopteridae
Source: RefSeq, a predicted model, not a curated record